Messenger RNA from Lactuca virosa, 3031 nucleotides. NCBI's taxonomy places the organism in Eukaryota, Viridiplantae, Streptophyta, Magnoliopsida, Asterales, Asteraceae. The record is from the annotation of a GenBank genome assembly.
AUGUUCAAAGGAAAAGAGCAGAUAUGUGAUUUUCAGAUUUUGGAUGUAGACCCAGCACGAGGGUUCGAUGUCCUUCAUGCAUCACUUGAUCCGUUUCCUCCCCUUAAUUUCCCUGCUGCUGCUGGCAGAUCAUAUGGAGAGAAUCGUAAAACUGGGAGAUCAUCAGUAUUUUCAUUGUUUAAUCUCAAAGAGAGGAGUAAGUUCUGGAGUGAAGCUGUCAUACGAAGUGAUUUUGAUGAUUUGGAGACCACAGUUGAAGAAUCGAGUGUUCUUAAUUACACCAAGGCAGGGAACAUUGCCAAUUAUCUACAGAUUUUAGAAGUUGAACAUAUGUAUCUUCCAGUUCCUGUGAAUUUCAUCUUUAUAGGAUUUGAAGGGAGUGGGAAUCAAGUCUUUAAGCUACACACAGAUGAACUUGAGAGAUGGUUUACAAAAAUUGAUCAUAUAUUUGAACACACUAGGAUUCCACAAGAUGUAGAUGUUCUUGCUCCAUUCUACAAAAACAGGGUAGAUAGAGAUCAUCAUCAUCAUCAUCUUCCUCUUGUUAGUCACCUAAAUUACAACUUCUCUGUUCAUGCUAUCCAAAUGGGCGAAAAAGUCAAUUCCAUUUUUGAGCAUGCUAUUGCUGUCCUCUCUCGUAAGGAUGAUGUUAAUCAUACCAGGGAUGAGCGACUUUGGCAAGUGGAUGUGGAUAUGAUGGAUGUUUUGUUCACAAGCCUUGUGGAAUAUCUUGACCUUGAAAAUGCAUAUAAUAUUUUCAUAACGAAUCCUAAACGUGAUGCAAAGAGAGGUAAAUAUGGCUAUAGGAGAGGAUUGUCAGAGAGUGAGAUAAAUUUUCUUAAACAGGAUAAGAGUUUACAAGACAAGAUUCUUAGGGCAGGAAGUACAACAGAUAAUACUCUUGCUAUGGACAAAAUCAAGAGACCCUUGUAUGAAAAACAUCCAAUGGCAAAAUUUUCCUGGACAAUAACAGAAGAAACAGACACGAUAGAAUGGUAUAAUAGUUGUCUAAAUGCUUUGAACAAUGUUGAGAGGCAAUAUCAAGAGAAAGACGUGGCUGAUAUUAUUCAAUCAAAAGUUAUCCAGCUGUUGAAUGGGAAAAAUGAAGACAUGAAGCUUCAAUGGGCAAAGGAUCUGAAAUCUGGUGAUUUUAGUGGUCUCCAUGCAGAAUGUCUUACAGAUACAUGGAUUGGAAAAGACAGGUGGGCUUUUAUUGAUUUGAGUGCAGGUCCUUUUUCAUGGGGACCUGCUGUUGGUGGAGAAGGUGUGCGUACAGAGCUGAGCUUACCAAAUGUGGAAAAGACCAUUGGUGCAGUUGCAGAAAUUACUGAAGAAGAGGCUGAAGAUCACUUGCAAGAUGCAAUUCAGGAGAAGUUUGCUGCAUUUGGGGAUAAAGAUCAUCAAGCAAUAGAUAUCCUUUUAGCAGAGAUCGAUAUAUAUGAGCUUUUUGCUUUCAAACAUUGUUGGGGAAGAAGGGUGAAACUUGCUCUUUGUGAAGAGCUUGAUGAGAGAAUGCGUGACCUAAAAUCAGAGCUCCAGUCUUUUGAAAGUGAUGAAUCUGUUGAAAUCCAUAAACAAAAAGCUGUAGAUGCUUUAAAACGAAUGGAAAGCUGGAAUUUGUUUACUGAUGAUACUUAUCAGGACUUACAUAAUUACACAGUUGCACGUGAUACUUUCCUUGCACACAUGGGUGCAACAUUGUGGGGCUCAAUGCGCCACAUCAUCUCACCUUCCAUUGCUGAUGGGGCUUUCCAUCAUUAUGAGAAAAUCUCCUUCCAGUUAUUUUUCAUCACACAGGAGAAAGUGAGGCAUAUCAAGUAUUUACCUGUGGAUAUUAAAGCUAUCAUGGAUGGGCUUUCCUCUUUACUUUUACCUUCUCAGAAACCAAUAUUCAGUCAACAAAUGUUACCACUUUCUGAGGACCCCGCUUUGGCAAUGGCCUUUUCAGUAGCUAGAAGAGCAGCUGCUGUUCCUAUGUUACUUGUUAAUGGAACAUUCCGGAGAAAUGUCAGAUCAUAUCUUGAUUCUUCUCUUCUACAACAUCAGUUACAAAGACUCAGUGAUCAUGCUUCUCUUAAAGGAUCACAUGCUCAAAGUAGGUCUACAUUAGAAGUUCCAAUUUUUUGGUUUAUUCAUGGUGAACCUUUGUUAGUGGAUAAACAUUAUCAAGCAAAGGCGCUUUCAGAUAUGGUUAUUGUUGUUCAAUCUGAGUCAUCAUCAUGGGAAAGUCAUCUACAGUGUAAUGGGAAAUCUUUGUUGUGGGAUUUAAGGAGGCCUAUAAAAGCUGCUAUGGCUGCUGUCUCUGAACAUAUUGCUGGAUUGCUUCCCCUUCAACUUGUUUAUAGUCAAGCUCACGAAAAUGCAAUUGAGGAGUGGAUAUGGUCAGUUGGAUGCAACCCGUUUUCAGUGACUUCUCAAGGGUGGCAUAUCUCACAAUUUCAUUCAGAUACAAUUGCUAGAAGCUAUAUGCUUACAACUCUUGAGGAAUCUAUACACCAAGUUAACUCAGCAAUUCAUCGUUUACUCAUGGAACGUACUUCUGAACAAAGUUUCAAGGCCUUUCAAGUACACGAGAGACAAUUGGUGGACAAGUAUAAUUAUGUUGUUAGCCGAUGGAAAAGAAUUUCUACGGUAGCGGGAGAACUACGCUAUGUGGAUGCAUUGAGACUUUUGACUAGUCUCGAAGAGGCUUCCAAAGGAUUUGUGGAGUAUGUGAACAGUACAAUAUCCAGCAUGCACCAGAUUCAUUGCACAAAGCAGAGAAAGGUGAAGGUGGAGUUAGACCUCACCACCAUUCCUGCUUUCUCAGUUGUCCUAUUUGUUCUAUGGUUUGUAUUAAAGCCAAGACGACCAAAGGCCAAGGUCAACUGAGUUGACUUUUUGUUUACUUUUCAUUAUUCUCGUUUGUUAUAGAGAUUGGAAGAGGAAAUAGUUCAGACUUUAGACUCAUCAUGUAAUUUUGUUGCUACAAACUCAAUACAAGUGAUUUUUCUUUAAUUCUUAUUUUACUCAUUUUUUUUUUACCAUCAAC